Messenger RNA from Prunus avium (sweet cherry), 629 nucleotides. RefSeq lists its product as uncharacterized. NCBI's taxonomy places the organism in Eukaryota, Viridiplantae, Streptophyta, Magnoliopsida, Rosales, Rosaceae. The record is from RefSeq and is a predicted model, not a curated record.
AGGAAAUCAAAACCCAGAAACAAAGAUGGACGACAAAGAAGAUACAUACAGAGUCGGCGAAAUCGAGGAAUCGGACCCGAAAUCCGACUGGUCAUCCCGGAACCCGAAUCUGAAAAGCGCGAGGAUGAAGGUUCCAGAAGGUGUGGUCUACUUGUAUCGGCGAGGCAAAGGCCCGAUCGACACGUUCAGGACGAGCCUCGGGUGUUGGGACCAGAACUAGUUGGAGGUCCGAGACAUUCUCGACAAGUACGGCUUCAAAUCGCUUUACGCUUUCAAUACCGGCUCGGGUCGCGGCGUUCCGAUCCGGUUUAACCCCAGGAACGGCAGGUCUAUGCUGGCUUAUAAAUAUGGAUCUACAUUUCACAUUGACGGAGAGCCCAAGGAUUCCUUGAUCCAACCGGUGACAAAAAUCUUGCUUGGAGUAGCUGUUAUAACCGUCUUGAUAACCUUGGUUUUGAGAGAUCCUCCACAGUGGGUCCAAAAAUUGAACAUUUCUGGCUUGAAUUUUCCUCCUUGGAUCAUUGCUCUGGUGGUAAUAGUUUUUACUCGGAUGAGGAAGAGAACCGGAGAUUUGCUGAAAAAGUAUGGUUGGUGAAAGGCGCCAUUGAUGCUUUCCUUUGUAAGGCCUU